CAAACAAUUUACGGUCAUACUGAAGAAAACAUUUGUUUUGGCGCCGGUAUUGAUCGUGAAACGAAAUAUAAUUUACAAUUAAUUAGUCUAGAAUUAUAACAUAAAAAGUAAAAAUGCGGGCUGUUACAGAGCCUGAUUUUACCAUCCCACUAAACUCAAACAUCCAGUGCUUUGAAAUCUGUACGAAUGACUUUGCCUACAACCUAAUGGCUGUAGCGCUCAAGAAACAGUUGAUGUUGAUUCUAGUUGGAUUGCCAGAGGAGAGUGGCGGCGACUUUGGGUACACGCAACUUCAGGAGAUCGAGGUUGGGGACCUUAAGUGCACGAGUGCACUGGCAUUUUCCCCCGACACCUCACUGAAUUGCACUCCCAACAAUGUGACUAUUUGUGCUGCCCACGGCAAUCAGCUGAGUUUAGUCCGCACCGAUUUGGGCCAAUUCACUACGAUUCAGAUGCUUCAUGGUCACGGAGACUACGUCAAUGAUGUGUCCUGGGUUUGCGAGGGUGAUCUACUUGCCUCUGUGAGCGAUGACUUCACCUGCAGAUUCUGGACGAUUUCAGAAGCCGGGGAGAAUGUUAUUACCUUCGGUUUAUCCUCCGCUGGAAUGUCUGUUAAGAGUCAUCCCGAGGACCCCAACAAGGUAUUGGUGGCUGAGAAAAAAGGGACCAUCCAUUUGUACAAUGUGAGGAGCAAACAGACUGUCGUUUCCGUAGAGUCGCCCAAAUUCCCGCUCAUGUCGGCGGAUUGGGCUCACAGCAAUAGGCUUUUUAUCACCUCUUUGGCUGGCGGGGAUUUAAUCACCUGGGAUCUGAACAGACCGUUUGUGCCUGCCGAUAUCAAGCAGGUUCACGAGGAUUGCGGCCGAGUGGUACGAUUCGCUCCAGGCAGCUCCGAGAUGGUCAUUGCUAUGAUAAUCGGGCUAACUCUCAAGGUUUUCGCAGCAAAGUCUACGGUUCCGUUGCUCGAGGCUUCCCUGAAAACCUUUGGUGGUAUGGCCUGGCACCAAAGACUGCCAUAUAUAACAGCGGUCUCUGACAGAAAACUGCUUUUCUGGAAAGUGCAAAUGAAGUAAACAAAAUAAGCAAAAAUAAUAAUAAUAAACAUUUCGUUAGUACACAAAAA
This is a messenger RNA of Drosophila eugracilis, 1123 nucleotides long. It is a transcript of the gene Nup37, whose product is annotated as nucleoporin Nup37. Gene Ontology annotation, cellular component: nuclear pore outer ring. NCBI's taxonomy places the organism in Eukaryota, Metazoa, Arthropoda, Insecta, Diptera, Drosophilidae. The record is from RefSeq and is a predicted model, not a curated record. Gene Ontology annotation, molecular function: protein binding. Bases 114 to 1073 code for a protein of 319 amino acids. The transcript has 2 exons.